AUGAACUCAGGACCUGGAUCUGGAUCAUCUGCCCCGGGCGGGAACGAUCCUCGCAAGCCCGGCCCAAACAGACCCCCUGGAGCCAAUGAUGGCGGCGAUGGCUCCUCAAAGGAGAAUGCAACAUGGGUUGCUGGCACACCCGAAGAGGUGAGGAAAGGGCGCCACUACAUUGUGAACCGCAUGGGCACGUGGGUGCGAUGCAGCUUUAACCACGCACUCAUGGACAGCACCGCUGGCUUUCCCGUAUAUGCCUCCUGGAACGGUCGCCGCGUGCGCUUCCGGUGGAAUGGGCCUGGGCCAGCGCAGUACCAAGCCUUUGAGUACCAGAACUGGCAGAUUGUCCAGGAAGAAGAGGAUCGCAUCGCUAGGCAUGAGCCACUGGCCAGUGAGAACCUAGCAGAGGAGGCUGAGGCCGAAUUCGAAGCCGAUGGCGAUACGGUGUUUGACUCUGUUCAGCAAAUGCCCUCGACGCCUCCAACCAGUUCAUACGGUAAUGUCUUUUCUUCUUCAUUGUCUGGUGGCCGCGGUCGGACCAAUACUUCAACGCCUCGUGGUCCCAGUUCCGGUAACCAGCCGCAAUCCGGUAGCACUACUAUAACCCCUCGAGGCGGCGGCUCAGGCAGCUCCGGAAGACCUCAUGCAGGUCGCGAAUAUCCGACGUCACCUUCGGCGGGCAAAGGGAAAGGCAAGGGGCCAGCGCGAGCCCCGGACAGUGGGUCACCGGGAGCUGGAGCGGCUUAG
This is a messenger RNA of Exserohilum turcica Et28A, 741 nucleotides long. RefSeq lists its product as uncharacterized. Bases 1 to 741 code for a protein of 246 amino acids. NCBI's taxonomy places the organism in Eukaryota, Fungi, Ascomycota, Dothideomycetes, Pleosporales, Pleosporaceae. The transcript has a single exon. The record is from RefSeq and is a predicted model, not a curated record.